AUGACCGUGAUAUGUAGAUCUGUCAAGCAUUCUUUGGAGACGCGAAGCACUGUUUACUCGAAUCUCAAGGGAGACAUUACAAUCAAAGAGAUUUUGGACAAUUAUCAACAUGACCCCGAACUGCUGAAGCUUGUCCUAUUGGCUAAAGCCGAGGAAGACAAGCAACAAGUGAUUGCACGUGUCACGAGUGAUCAUCAACAUCACCAGCCAGCGUCGCCGGCUGGAUAUUACCCACACUCUGCGCAUCCACUUUGCCCACCUUCUGUAUCUGAGCAACCACAGCCACAGCCACAACAACAACAACAACAGCAGCAGCAGCAGCAAUCCACAUCGCGGUCGUCGUAUUAUAACAAUCGAGAGCAGAAUAACCACGUCGGGAACAAAAGGCCGCACGACGCCAAGCUAUCUCAUGACCAAGUGAUGGAAGUGCUUAAAGCCAAACUUCAACGCGGCAGCAAUGCAGCAGAGAAAAACAAACGUGCCAGGACAUUGCCUAAUCCUUUGGGAAAUACCAACACAGCACCAACAACAACAACGUCUACUAAUACGACGACGACAGCAUCAACACCAUCCACUAACAAUAACACUACGACGACCACUUCUACAACGACACCAACCGCAAAACCUGCUUUACCACCUCCACCACAACACCAUCCGCAACCGCAUCCCCCCUUGUCAACACCCUCUCCGCGGUCAGCCAAACCAGUUUUGCCACCCAUCGACACAAGUGUGGGCCGGAUACCCUCUCGUGGUCCAUUGUCCUCCAAUGCAUCACACAAGCUACCCCCAUUCUCUGCCACCGCUGCCCUCGCUGAUGCACUGGUCAUCAAGGGCGAACGCCGUGUCAAGUCUCUUUCCCCGCCUCCUUUUGGCACGGCAACGACGACGACGACGACCACCGCCACCACCACCACCACCACUGCUGCUGCUGCUGUUAGUCAUCGCAAUUCAUGAUUCUCAUUUAAUAUUUUUGCUUGUUUGUUU
This is a messenger RNA of Zychaea mexicana, 984 nucleotides long. RefSeq lists its product as uncharacterized. The record is from RefSeq and is a predicted model, not a curated record. The coding region runs from base 1 to 954 and encodes 317 amino acids. Lineage: Eukaryota; Fungi; Mucoromycota; Mucoromycetes; Mucorales; Lichtheimiaceae. The transcript is spliced from 3 exons.